GCGCAGCAAGCGAGGAGCCAAAUAAUCCAGAAUGAAGACGACAACUUUCGGCCGGGUGGUGACCGGCGUUGCCUUGACUACCAGCGCGGUGGUGGCCUUUGUCCAGGUUCACAACGGCAGGAUUGGCGGAUCUUUAAAGACAGCGGCGGGUUGGGGAUAUUCCAAGACCGAAACCGUUGCCUCGGCCAAAAACACAUACCUCAACCUCGACGACGAUUUGUCGUCUCUCUUGCAGAACGCGAAGACCGACUACAGCGGCGCUGCGUCCAAGGCGAGCGACGCCGCCGCGAGCGCGACGUCUCCCCCGCCCCCCGAUGUCGCCGCUGCCGUUGAACCGGCGAUGAGGGCGACGCAAGAAGCGGCGAUGAAGGCGACGCAAGACGCGGCGGUGAAGGCGACGCAGGCGACGCAAGACGCCGUGAACAACCUGGUAACGGCAACUCAGGCCAAGGUCGUCAUUCCCCCUCCCCCCCCGCUGGAAGCGGGCAAGGCCCGCCCGCUGUUCAGCUUUGUCCGGGCCUCGGUGUCUGGGGAUGCGGCAUCCGCCGCUUCCGGAACGAACUGGGAGGUCACCAAGACCAAAUCGAUCCUGUUGCGCGACAACAUUGUGAGAUUGGCCGGGAAAGAUCCUGCGGAGAUCGAUUUCCCGAAGAUCUCCCUGCCAACGGUGGCCAAGGGACAGGCCGUGGCCGCUGGUUCCGCCGGCAUUGAUUUUUCCGGGUUCAACAUCAAGGCMCUGCAGGAAUACUCCGCUACCCUUUCCCCCAACGAACAAGGAUUGGCCGCAUUGGCGGCCACCGGAAUGCUUUUGCUCGUUCUUGGAGCCGCCAACAAGGGCAACGACAAGCCCAAGACGGAAACGAUGGACAUCGCUGCUUCCUCGGAUGCGAUCGGUGGCCUUACAGACGAGCUGGUAAGUGUGUGCAAUUGGUUUUGGUGUUUCUGCAAUGUCACUAUGCGAUGGUGUUGGUGCGAUUCCGAUCCACAAAGCGUUGUUGAGCAGCGGGGCACUUGCUCAACACUUUUGUUUCUGCUUUCCGUCUUUCGAAACAACAGCUUGCCUUGCAGAGCCGCAUGGAGGCACUCGAAGCCAACGGCAUCGACCUCGAUUCCCAGCUGAAGGACGCCAAGGAAAAACUCACGCAGAAGGAAUUGGUCAUUAGCAAGGCAAAGCUCAAGGCAGCCGACGAUUCCCUCAAUCUCAACCGCGAAAUCAACUCGUUGAACCAAAAGAUUGCGGCAAACAAGGGAAAGGUGAAGGAUAUGGACAUUGAGCUUGCCAAGGCGCGACAGGAGUGCCGUGCACUCAUGAGGGAGCUGGAGAGCGCUAGGGUGGAACAAGAGAAGGCGCAGAAGGCAGAGGAAGCCAAGAAAAAACUCGCAGAGAAAAAGAAAAAUACCGAGGAAGCCAAGAAGAAGGCUGCCGAAGCAAAGAAAAAGGCCGCGGACGCCAGGAAAAAGGCUGCCGACGACAGAAAGAAGGCCGCAGAAGAAAAGAAAAAGGCCGUGGCAGCAAAGAAGGAGGCCGAGAAAGCAGCGAAGGAGGCGAAACUGCCCGAAGCAUCUGCAGCUGCGCCAAAGAAGGCUGCUCCAAAGAAAAAGGCUGCUCCAAAGAAAAAGGCUGCUCCAAAGAAAAAGGUUGCUGCACCCAAGAAAAAGGCCGCUGCUCCUAAGAAGAAGGCUUCGCCUCAGAAAAAGACCGCGGCACCCAAGAAGGCCGCUGCGCCUGCGAAGAAGGCUGCUGCACCAAAGAAGGCCACGGCACCCAAAAAGGCGGCGAAGGCUGAUGAACCAUUUUUCGCCAAGACGAAAGCCCCCGCCGCUGAAGCCAAACAAGAGGCACCCGCAAAGAAAACGGCUCCAGCCCCCAGCACGGGCGAUCUCACUACGCUGACCAAGUCGGCGCUGUCGAGAACAACGGUAAAAGACUUCAACGCAUUUCUGACGUCGAAGGGAAUCUCAACCGUGGACAAGGACGGAAAGCAACUGAAAAAGGCCGAGAUGAUAAAGGCGGUCAAUGCGCUUUCAAAUUAAUGGCUAAGUGGAUUUCAAUGCAUCGGGGUAGAUCAUUGUUCAUAACAUACAUAAAGCAAUCGUUCCGUA
Molecule: messenger RNA, 2103 nt
Organism: Pseudo-nitzschia multistriata
Lineage: Eukaryota; Bacillariophyta; Bacillariophyceae; Bacillariales; Bacillariaceae
Source: the annotation of a GenBank genome assembly